Messenger RNA from Passer montanus (Eurasian tree sparrow), 1757 nucleotides. Its product is annotated as ryanodine receptor 1-like. Gene Ontology annotation, cellular component: Z disc; smooth endoplasmic reticulum; sarcolemma. The annotation marks the transcript as partial. NCBI's taxonomy places the organism in Eukaryota, Metazoa, Chordata, Aves, Passeriformes, Passeridae. The transcript is spliced from 11 exons. Gene Ontology annotation, molecular function: protein binding; ryanodine-sensitive calcium-release channel activity. The record is from RefSeq and is a predicted model, not a curated record. Gene Ontology annotation, biological process: calcium ion transport.
GGGACACGAGGGGACAUGCAGGGACACUCCUGGGUCACCUUCUGUGACCCCCUGGUGUCCCCCAGGGUGGCACAUGGGUGGCGAGUCCUAGGCCACCCAUGGCAGGCUGGGGACGUCGUGGCUCCCUGUGACCCCCGGUGUCCCCGGUGUCCCCAGGGCCAGCGGUGGCACGUGGGGGGCGAGUCCUUCGGGCGGCCCUGGCAGGCCGGGGACGUCGUGGGCUGCCUCAUCGACCUGGGCGAGUGCCACAUGAGCUUCACCCUCAACGGGGAGGUGCUCAUCGGGGACGGCGGCUCCGAGGUGGCCUUCAGGGACUUCGAGGUGGCCGACGGCUUCGUGCCCGUGUGCAGCCUGGGGCUGGGCCAGGAGGGCCACCUGAACCUGGGCCAGGACGUGGGCACGCUGCGCUACUUCGGCAUCUGCGGCCUGCAGGAGGGCUACGAGCCCUUCGCCAUCAACAUGAAACGGCCCAUCGCCCUCUGGUUCAGCCACAGCCUGCCCCAGUUCAUCCCCGUGCCCCCCGAGCACCCCCAGCUCGAGGUGACGCGCCUGGACGGCACGGUGGACGCCCCGCCGUGCCUGCGGCUGUCGCACCGCAGCUCCGGGACCCCCGCGGCGCCCCCCGAGCUGCUGUUCCUGCGCCUCAGCCUCCCGGUGCAGUUCCACGCCACCUUCCGCUGCACGCCCGGCGCCACCCCGCUGCCCCAGGCGCCCCCCCCGGAGCCCCCCGAGGAUGUCGCCGCCGAGCCCCUGUCCGAGUUCGAGCGGCUGCGGCGCUCGGCCGGGCCCCGCAGCACCGAGGGGGACGAGGCCGCCGAGAAGGGACCCCCGGGGGCGGCCCCCGGAGCGGCCCCCCGGGAGCUGCCCCGCGGCGAGAACGAGAAGGACGCGACCACCGAGAAGAGCAAGACCCGGAGGGGGUUCCUGUUCAAGGGCAGGAAGACCCCCUUCACGCCCCCCCCCUACUACUACUCGGUGCGGCUGUUUGCGGGGCAGGAGCCGGGCAGUGCCUGGUACUACUACUCGGUGCGGCUGUUUGCGGGGCAGGAGCCGGGCAGUGCCUGGUACUACUACUCGGUGCGGCUGUUUGCGGGGCAGGAGCCGGGCAGUGCCUGGUACUACUACUCGGUGCGGCUGUUUGCGGGGCAGGAGCCGGGCAGUGCCUGGGUGGGCUGGGUCACCCCCCACUUCCACCAGCACGACCCCGACUUCGAGCUGAGCCGCGUGCGCAGCGUCACCGUCACCAUGGGCGACGACCGCGGCAACGUGCACGACAGCAUCAAGCGCAGCAACUGCUACAUGGUGUGGGGGGGGGAGUUUGCGACCCCCACGCAGCAGGCCCGGGUGUCCCACACUGACCUGGUCAUCGGCUGCCUGGUGGACCUGGCCACGGGGCUCAUGACCUUCACAGCCAACGGCAAAGAGAUCAACACCUUCUUCCAGGUGGAGCCCAACACCAAACUGUUCCCGGCGGUGUUCGUGCAGCCCACCACCCAAAACGUGCUCCAGUUCGAGCUGGGCAAGCUCAAGAACAUCAUGCCCAUCUCGGCGGCCAUGUUCAGCAGCGAGCGGCAGAACCCGGCGCCGCAGUGCCCGCCGCGGCUGGUGAUCCAGCAGCUGACCCCGGUCACCUGGAGCCGCAUGCCCACCGAGUACCUGGCCGUGGAGAGCGCCCGGCUGGGCGAGCGCCAGGGCUGGGCUGUGGAGUGCUCCGAGCCCCUGCAGAUGAUGGCCCUGCACAUCCCCGAGGAGGACAG